Molecule: messenger RNA, 1433 nt
Organism: Cercocebus atys (sooty mangabey)
Lineage: Eukaryota; Metazoa; Chordata; Mammalia; Primates; Cercopithecidae
Gene: PGAM5
Product: phosphoglycerate mutase family member 5
Exons: 6
Coding region: 65-934 (289 amino acids)
Biological process (GO): positive regulation of mitochondrial fission
Cellular component (GO): mitochondrion
Source: RefSeq, a predicted model, not a curated record
UGUCCCUCGCGGAGCGCCGUCGGGGCCGUGGGCGCCUGCGCGGGCCGGCGCGGGAGCGGGCGGCAUGGCGUUCCGGCAGGCGCUGCAGCUGGCGGCCUGCGGGCUGGCAGGGGGCUCGGCCGCCGUGCUCUUCUCGGCCGUGGCGGUAGGGAAGCCGCGCGCGGGCGGGGACGCGGAGCCACGCCCGGCUGAGCCGCCGGCCUGGGCGGGGGGCGCGCGGCCGGGCCCCGGCGUCUGGGACCCCAACUGGGACAGGCGAGAACCGCUGUCUCUGAUCAACCUGCGGAAGAGGAAUGUGGAAUCUGGGGAAGAAGAGCUGGCGUCCAAGCUGGACCACUACAAAGCCAAGGCCACACGGCACAUCUUCCUCAUCAGGCACUCCCAGUACCAUGUGGAUGGCUCCCUGGAGAAGGACCGCACUCUGACCCCGCUGGGUCGGGAGCAGGCUGAACUCACGGGGCUCCGCCUCGCAAGCUUGGGGUUGAAGUUUAAUAAAAUCGUCCAUUCCUCUAUGACGCGCGCCAUAGAGACCACUGAUAUCAUCAGCCGGCACCUGCCAGGCGUCUGCAAAGUCAGCACAGACCUGCUGCGGGAAGGCGCCCCCAUCGAGCCAGACCCGCCUGUGUCUCACUGGAAGCCAGAAGCUGUGCAGUAUUACGAAGACGGAGCCCGGAUCGAGGCCGCCUUCCGGAACUACAUCCACCGUGCAGAUGCCAGGCAGGAGGAGGACAGUUACGAGAUCUUUAUUUGUCACGCCAACGUCAUCCGCUACAUCGUAUGCAGAGCGCUGCAGUUCCCUCCCGAAGGCUGGCUCCGGCUGUCCCUUAACAACGGCAGCAUCACCCACCUGGUGAUCCGACCCAAUGGCCGAGUUGCGCUCAGGACCCUCGGGGACACGGGGUUCAUGCCUCCUGACAAGAUCACCCGGUCGUGAGGGCACCGCAGGGCUCUGGCCUCUCCUUCCCUCUGUCCUCCCUGCACAGGCCGCACGCACUUACAUUUUGUUCCCGAGGAGACAGGUGGAAAAGUAGAAACCUACAAUGCUGCAUCUGGGGAGUGACUUGUGGCCAGGCUGAGAAGGGGAGAGUUGGGAUCAGACAGCCUGACUUCUGUACAGGGUUUCAUACCUGACCAAGGAACCCCCAGGAUGGCGUGGGGUUUAAGGCGAAGACCUCUCAUGCAGAAGUCAGGCCUGUUGUGGGGACCUGAAUGAGGCCUGACCCAGACUACCAUGUUCGCAGCCACAGCUGACCCGUGCCAAGGGUCCAUGCUCCGUUGGCAAAGCCAGUCAGGCACGAGGGUGACUGAGGCACACGGAUGAGGAGGGCACCCAGGUUCUGUUCACAACUCACUUCACCUCAUACAUCCUUUUAAUUUCUUAAAACCCUCUUGUCAUUUAAAUAUUUGUCAAUUAAAGAUUUUCUGGAUGGGCA